Ixodes scapularis (black-legged tick) is the source of this 1959-nucleotide messenger RNA. Its product is annotated as retinal-specific phospholipid-transporting ATPase ABCA4. The transcript has 11 exons. Lineage: Eukaryota; Metazoa; Arthropoda; Arachnida; Ixodida; Ixodidae. Bases 1 to 1959 code for a protein of 652 amino acids. Gene Ontology annotation, molecular function: lipid carrier activity; ABC-type transporter activity; ATP hydrolysis activity. The record is from RefSeq and is a predicted model, not a curated record. Gene Ontology annotation, cellular component: intracellular membrane-bounded organelle; membrane. Gene Ontology annotation, biological process: lipid transport; transmembrane transport.
AUGGAGAACCACUGGAACCAGUUCAGGCUGGUCCUCUGGAAGCACGUGUACAUGAACCGCAUCCGACGGCACUGGGCGGGCACGCUGCUCCAGGUGCUCGCGAUGGUGGUCCUGCAGUACGGCGUCUGGGAGGAGUCGGUGGCCCCGUUCGCCGCCAGCCCCAACAAGGAGCGAUCCUUCGACAUGACCAAGCCCACGGACCUCUGGGGGCAGCGCAAUGGGUCGACGCCCAGAGGACGCCUCGCCUUCUCGCCUCCCUCGAACCCUUUCGGCGAAGUCGUUCGGAGGGCCUGCGACCGGCUGGGCGACUUGGAUCCCGUGCCUCUGGCGAACUCGACGGCGUUGGACGCGUACCUCCGGAGACGGGAGAACGGCACCCGCUUGCUGCUGGGUGUCCAGUUCGAAGCGCGUGACAACGACACCAACGGCAGCAGCAGCAGCCUGUCGUACGCGGUGCGAGCCCCCUUCGGCACCUUCGACCUCCAGCUCCAGUACAAACGCCAUCUCCUCAUCCCCGGCCCCAGGGACAUCGGCAGAUUCGGAGAGAUGAGAACUCUGGAUUUUAGUCCGGGUUUGUGUAUCUGGUGGAGGGACGUUGGAGCAAGUGUCUGUUCUCUGCAGGUGGAGCUGCAGAGGCUCCCGUACCCUCGGCUCUUUUACGGUUCCCGGAAGUCCGAAGAACAAACCCUCAGCCUGACGGCGCUGAGGUUCGCCAUCGGCUUCUUCGUUCCCUUCGGCGUCGUUGUGGUCACCCUGGUCAGAGAGAAGCGCUCCGGGAUGAAGGGGAUGCUGCGGCGGGCGGGACUUGGCGACGGCUUCUACUGGUUGGGCCACUUGGCCGAGGGCGUGUUCGUGGUGGCCCUGUCCCUGACCGUGAUGUACGUGAUGCUCUUCGGCAUCUACAACCAGAGGGGCACCACGUUCCUCUUCUACGCCGACAGCACGCUGGUCAUUGCCGUGCUCAUGCUGUUCGGCCUGCUCACCAUCCUGCACGCUAUGCUGCUCUCCGUCUUCCUUUGGAACGUCUGCGUCUCGUUUGCCGCGGCCGUUGUGUACUGGACCUUGCUGUCCCUGGCACCCUACCUGUGGCUCCAGCAAGUUUUCGGUGUCGGCUACUAUCUGGUGCCUAGGGGCCGCAAGAUGGCCACCAGCCUCUCUCCCGUCAUGUUCUUGCACUGGUGCUUUCGGGUCAUCGAGCGCUUCGAGAAGUACGGUGUAUCCAUAUCAUGGAAGCACUUCUUCGACAAGAGCACCACGAUGGACAAUGUGAGUGUGGGCGAGCUGGUGCUGAUCAGUCUCAACGCUUGCAUGGUCCUCUUUUUCUUCGUCUGGUAUCUGGACAACGUCGCUCCCUGGAAUUAUGGCGUACCCAAGAGUUUCUACUUCCUAUUAUCGGUGGAUUACUGGUUCCCAUACCGCAAGUGGAACAUCCGUAAUGAGAUGCAGACUACCGAUCCCAACAUUUACGAACAAGAUCCCAAAGCAUCGGAGCCCAUCAUUCAUAUUAUCAAUGUGUCCAAGGAGACGACAAAUUCUUCGUACCCACUGGACAGAGUGAACUUGACCGUCUUCAACAAUCAGAUCACAGUGUUCCUUGGUCCGGAGAACAGCGGACAUAAGACCUUGCUCAAGAUCAUCACUGGAACGGCCGUACCAAGUUCCGGCAACGUCUACAUCUGCAACUUCGACGUGGUCAACAAUCCGAGCAAGUGCUGGGAGUUCUUCAGCUACUGUUCCUCCGAGAUCAUCCUGUUCAGCGACCUGACCGUGAAAGAACACUUGCUGUUCUUCGCCAGCCUGCGAAAGCUAGACGGGGAGGAGGCGGAGGAGGCGGUCGAGACCGUCAUGCGCCAUCUGCACCUGGUGAACUGCAAAGACGAGCUGGUUGCCGAAUUGUGCCAGAAGACCCAGCGCAUGCUGUGCCUGGCCAUUGCCACCUGCACCGUCAAUCAGAAUUAG